GGAGGCUGGAGGAGGGACAGAGCUCAGCAGCAUCGGCCGUUCCUGUUAGUCGUGGUCCAAUCUCCGUCCCUCGCUCAGCCAAUCAGCAGUAUUUGACAGCAGGACUGCUACACAUCAUGUGUCACUAUGAAGAUAUCUGAGGGCAGCACGUUGGAAUCUGUCUUCUCUGUCUGCCUCCAUUAAAACACAGCCCUAGAGCACCAUGGGAGGCGUGGUGGUGGACGAAGGUGCAGGGGGGGUGAAGGCUCCAGAUGGAGGGUGGGGCUGGGCGGUGCUGGCUGGCUGUUUUGUCAUCACAGGCUUCUCCUACGCUUUUCCUAAAGCGGUCAGUGUCUUUUUCAAAGAGCUGAUCAGGGAGUAUGGGGUGGGAUACAGCGACACUGCCUGGAUCUCCUCCAUACUGCUGGCCAUGCUCUAUGGCACAGGUCCACUGUGCAGUGUGCUGGUGAACCGCUUCGGCUGUCGUCCGGUGAUGAUGGUGGGCGGCCUCUUUGCCUCUCUGGGAAUGAUCCUGGGCUCUUUCUCCACCAGCAUCAUCCACAUCUACCUCACUGUCGGGGUCAUUACAGGUUUGGGGUUAGCCCUGAACUUCCAGCCGUCUCUGAUUAUGCUCAACCGCUACUUCAGCGAGAAGCGUCCUCUGGCCAAUGGGCUAUCAGCAGCAGGAAGCCCUGUGGCCCUGUGCUGCCUCUCACCACUGGGCCAGGUCCUCCAGUACCAGUACGGAUGGAGGGGGGGCUUCCUCAUCUUGGGUGGCAUUCUACUCAACUGUUGUGUGUGUGGGGCCCUCAUGAGGCCUCUGGUCGCCCCCAAGACGCUGAAGGCUAAGGAACAGGAGCAGGAAAACGAUGAAGGAACAGAGGAGGCAGAGAAGAAGAAGAAGCCCAAAGCCAAACUGCUGGACUUCUCUGUGUUCAAAGAUUGUGGGUUUGUCAUCUACACUGUGUCGGCAUCCAUCAUGGUGCUGGGGCUGUUUGUGCCUCCAGUGUUUGUUGUGAGCUACGCUAAGGAGCUGGGGAAUGAGGACACCAAAUCGGCUCUGCUGCUCACUAUCCUGGGCUUCAUUGACAUUUUUGCACGGCCCACGUGUGGCGUGAUUGCCGGACUGAAAUGGGUUCGGCCUCGCUGCGUCUACCUCUUCAGCUUUGCUAUGAUCUUCAAUGGAGUCACGGACCUGAUCGGAUCACAGGCCAAGGACUAUGUCUCGCUGGUGGUCUUCUGCAUCUUCUUUGGCAUAUCCUACGGCAUGGUGGGUGCGCUGCAGUUUGAAGUUCUCAUGGCAAUAGUUGGUACUGAGAAGUUCUCCAGUGCCAUAGGCCUGGUCCUGCUCAUGGAGGCCAUUGCUGUGCUGGUGGGGCCACCUGGUGCAGGCCGGCUUCUUGAUGCCACCAAGAACUACAUGUAUGUCUUCCUGCUGGCAGGAAGCGAGGUGGUCCUCUCAGCUGUGGUUCUGGCUACUUGUAACUUCCUGUUUAUCACAAAGAAGCCCUCAGAGCCAGCAGACAAGCUUGAAAACAUCACGGUGACAGACGACGCCAUGACCGAGGUGUGCGGCAAACCUGCAGUGAUGAAUGAUGAGGAUGAGAAAGGGGCAAGAGAGGAGAAAGAGAAGGAGACAAAGAACGAGGUGAUACCAGAGUUAAAGGAGGAGGAGAAGGAGGAAACAGACAAGGAGACAGUAGAGGAGGCCAGACCAGAGAGUGUAACAGUGGACUCAGAGAAAGUGGAAAGGUUCUUGAAAGAGCCACAACAAAAUGGGGACACGGCUGUCAGCUCUGAAACAUGCCUGUGAGCAGGGAUGGACACUGAACGAAAUUAUGCUUGCAGGCUAUACUCAUUGCUUCUUUAUUUCUUUUUUUAAAUAACCCAAAGGCAGGAUGAAGUGUAUUACAAGUGUUCUAAUGAGCACUGUAUUGGAUAGUUGUGCUUUCCUCAUCAUUCAGUGUUUAAUCCGGAUUUUCAUUUCUUUCCUUUGCAGGGUGCUUUUUGGUGUCACUGCCAUAUGAAAUAGUAAUAGCCAUAUUUUAU
Micropterus dolomieu (smallmouth bass) is the source of this 2028-nucleotide messenger RNA. Its product is annotated as monocarboxylate transporter 4-like. NCBI's taxonomy places the organism in Eukaryota, Metazoa, Chordata, Actinopteri, Centrarchiformes, Centrarchidae. Bases 203 to 1792 code for a protein of 529 amino acids. Gene Ontology annotation, cellular component: membrane. Gene Ontology annotation, biological process: transmembrane transport; monocarboxylic acid transport. The transcript has 7 exons. The record is from RefSeq and is a predicted model, not a curated record. Gene Ontology annotation, molecular function: monocarboxylic acid transmembrane transporter activity.